Messenger RNA from Cordyceps militaris CM01, 249 nucleotides. Its product is annotated as 40S ribosomal protein S27. Gene Ontology annotation, molecular function: structural constituent of ribosome; RNA binding. Gene Ontology annotation, cellular component: ribosome; cytosolic small ribosomal subunit. NCBI's taxonomy places the organism in Eukaryota, Fungi, Ascomycota, Sordariomycetes, Hypocreales, Cordycipitaceae. Gene Ontology annotation, biological process: translation; ribosomal small subunit assembly. The coding region runs from base 1 to 249 and encodes 82 amino acids. The record is from RefSeq and is a predicted model, not a curated record. The transcript has 3 exons.
AUGGUUCUCGCUGUCGAUCUCCUGAACCCGUCCGCGGCUUCUGAGGCCCGGAAGCACAAGCUCAAGACUCUCGUCCCCGCUCCCCGAUCCUUCUUCAUGGACGUCAAGUGCCCCGGCUGCUUCGUCAUCACCACCGUCUUCUCCCACGCCCAGACCGUCGUCAUCUGCCAGGGCUGCACCACUGUUCUGUGCCAGCCUACCGGCGGCAAGGCCAGACUCACUGAGGGCUGCUCUUUCCGAAGAAAGUAA